GGUUUCUGGGUUCUCUUACUGUUUAUAUAUAGUAGUGAGGGAAGGGAAUCCAUGGAUAAAGACAGCGUUGUUGCUUCUGCUUCGAAAGUUUCUGAUGAUUUGCCUGUCAAGAGGCCAAGAGAAGGAGAAGGUGAAGCUAUGAUUGAUAACAACGAGAACGGUUUUUCUGCUUCGUCUUUAUCUAUCCAGAUGGAGAACGGGAACGGGAACGAGCCCAAUUGCAUUUCUUCUGUCAUCCCUGGGUGGUUUUCUGAGAUUAGCCCAAUGUGGCCUGGAGAAGCACACUCGCUGAAGGUGGAAAAGAUCUUAUUUCAGGGCAAAUCUGAAUACCAAAAUGUUAUGGUAUUCCAGUCAUCAACAUAUGGGAAGGUUCUUGUCUUGGAUGGGGUGAUUCAACUUACGGAAAGGGAUGAGUGUGCAUAUCAAGAAAUGAUUACUCACCUUCCUCUUUGUUCUAUUCCAAACCCAAAGAAGGUGCUGGUUAUUGGUGGAGGAGAUGGUGGUGUUCUACGAGAAGUAUCUCGCCAUUCUUCUGUUGAGCAGAUAGAUAUAUGUGAAAUUGAUAAAAUGGUUGUUGAUGUUGCUAAGCAAUUUUUUCCGGAUGUAGCAGUUGGUUAUGGGGAUCCCCGUGUGAACCUCCAUAUUGGUGAUGGAGUAGCAUUUUUGAAAGCUGUUUCUGAAGGAACUUAUGAUGCCGUCAUUGUGGACUCUUCUGAUCCAAUUGGGCCUGCACAAGAGCUUUUUGAGAAGCCUUUCUUUGAGUCUGUAGCAAAAGCUCUCCGUCCAGGAGGAGUUGUCUGCACCCAGGCAGAAAGCAUAUGGCUUCACAUGCACAUCAUUGAAGAUAUUGUCUCAAACUGUCGCCAGAUAUUCAAAGGUUCUGUCAAUUAUGCUUGGACAACAGUCCCUACAUACCCCAGUGGAGUGAUUGGUUUCAUGCUUUGCUCCACCGAGGGACUACCAGUUGACUUCAAGCAUCCUGUGAACCCCUUAAAUGCCUAUGAGAGUAAUAGCAUAGGACCAUUAAAGUUCUACAACUCAGAGAUCCAUUCAGCUGCAUUCUGUUUACCAUCUUUCGCGAAGAAGGUGAUUGAUUCCAAAACUACAUGAGGAGAACAUCCUAGAACAUAGGCUAGUACUGUUUAGCUGUUGUAAUUUACGUGGGGAUCUCCCUCGUUGAGUUAGCCCAGGUUGCAUUGAGCUACUGAAUAAAUUGAGAUCUGAAUAUCAUCAUGGAAGUAUAUAUAUGAAUUUGAGGCUGGAAAUUGGCCUUUUAGCUGGAGUAUUCAGUUAAAACGAAAUGGAGCUCUUUUUUGAG
Telopea speciosissima is the source of this 1318-nucleotide messenger RNA. Its product is annotated as spermidine synthase 1-like. Gene Ontology annotation, cellular component: cytosol. The coding region runs from base 52 to 1110 and encodes 352 amino acids. The record is from RefSeq and is a predicted model, not a curated record. Lineage: Eukaryota; Viridiplantae; Streptophyta; Magnoliopsida; Proteales; Proteaceae. Gene Ontology annotation, biological process: spermidine biosynthetic process. Gene Ontology annotation, molecular function: spermidine synthase activity. The transcript has 9 exons.